AUCAUGCGAGACGAGGAGUACUGGGGAAUACUGGAUCUGUAGCUUAUGAUAUUUCAUUCUGAGGGAAUCGCCUUACGUGCAUGUGAAGUGUGAUCUUGUGGAAGGAAGCUAUAGAUUAUGGAGCACUCUGCAGAAACGGUUGGCCACGAUCCUUGCUCGUUUUCCAGACCAAACCAAUGUCUGUGCACAAACAUCAGCUGGUUCGUCGAUGUCUUGAUUGAUAAAAAGAUCCUCGAAUGUCGCGUUCAGCUCGAAUUCGAAGUGAAAAAGGAUGGAGUAAAAAAAAUGGUUCUUGAUACCCGAGACUUGACAGUUCACAGUGUUACAGAUGGUAAUGGAGAGAGCCUGAGUUUCAGCUAUGGCAAGAAGCAUAAGGCAUUUGGAACACCACUCAACAUUGACCUUCCUGAUGGUUUAAAAAGUGGUUCCAAGCUAUAUCUCAAGAUUAGUUAUCAGACCUCUGAGACUGCCUCAGCUUCUCAAUUCCUUACCCCUGAACAGACUGCUGGGAAGAAGUAUCCUUAUUUUUUCACCCAGUGUCAGGCUAUCCAUGCUCGCAGUCUUAUUCCAUGCCAAGACACACCUUGUGUAAAAACACCUUACCAAGCAGAGGUUACUGUACCCAAAGAGCUUGUUGCUGUCAUGAGUGCUAAGGGAACAGGAAGUCGUGAUGAUCCCCAAAAUCCUGAAAAGAAAAUUUACACUUUCACUCAGAAGGUGACUAUUCCUAGUUACCUGAUCACUAUUGCAGUUGGAGCCUUAGUUAGCCAGGAGGUGGGGCCUCGCUCCAGGGUAUGGACUGAGAAGGAGAUGUUAGAAGUGAGUGCUUGGGAGUUUGCAGAGGUCGAGGAACAGCUCUCAAUUGCUGAGGAUCUGACAUUUGACUAUGUUUGGGGACCCUAUGACCUCCUGAUUCUGCCUCCUUCCUUUCCAUAUGGUGGAAUGGAAAAUCCUUGUCUGACAUUUGUGACACCAACACUGCUGGUUGGACCAGGGGGAGGCAGACCUUUGACUGAUGUGGUAGCCCAUGAGAUUUCUCACAGCUGGACUGGAAAUCUUAUCACAAACAGGAACUGGGAACAUUUUUGGUUAAAUGAAGGAUAUACAGUCUUUCUUGAGCGUAAAAUCCUGGGACGAAGGAAGGGAGAGAAGAUGGUGGAUUUUGCUUACAUAGGAGGAUGGAAAACCUUGAAAGAUCAACUCAAGCAGUUCCCAGAGAACAGUCCUUUGACUAAGUUAGUGGUGGAACUGAAAGACACAGACCCUGAUGAUUCAUUCUCUAGUGUGCCCUAUGAAAAAGGGUCUUGCUUCUUGUACUACUUGGAAAGGAUCCUUGGAGGACCUGAGGUGUUUGAACCAUUUCUCAAGAAAUACUUGGAACACUUUAAGUUCAAGACAGUCAAUACAAAAGAUUGGAAACAUUUCUUGGAGGAAUAUUUUCAUGACAAGAAAGACAUUCUGAAGCAGGUUGAUUGGGAAGCUUGGCUCCAUAAACCGGGAUUGCCACCCGUUAAUAUGAUCGACUGGUACGACACUACUUUGAGUGAUCCCUGCACAAAAUUGUGUGACAGAUGGUUGGCGGCCACUGAGUCUGAACUGGGUUCAUUUUCUCCUGAUGAUAUCAAAGAUUUUUCACCGCCUCAAGUUGUGGAAUUUUUGGCUCAACUAGUGGAUAAGACAACUGACAAUCCCCCGUUGGCCCUAUCGCAUUUGAAGAAAAUGGAUGAAUUGUACGAUUUUACGUCGUCAAGAAACUCUGAGAUCAAAUUCAGGUGGCUCCGUCUUUGUGUAAGAGGAGUGUGGCAAGAUCGGUACCCACCGACAGUGACCUUCAUCACCAUCCAAGGGAGGAUGAAGUAUAUCAGGCCCUUGUACAAGGAGUUAUAUGCAAAGGAAGAGUCGAAGGAGUUGGCUGUGACAACAUUCCAGGAAAAUCGUGCCUUUUAUCACCCCAUUGCUGCCGCCCAGCUUGCGAAGGAUUUAGGCCUCGAGUAACAACAAGAGAAUGAAAAUUCCGAUGCAGAAAACGUUCGACAACGCAGUCAAAGAAUCAGGAAGGAAAUAGAUCUCCAUUAAUUCUAAGAAAUAGAGCAAUUUUCAAUUUAGUGUCGAAAGUAAUUCAGGAUUCUAACAAAUUAAAAGAUAGAGCGUUGGGAUUCACUAACGGAAACGAGAAAAUUGAUUAGAGAAAUAAUCGCA
This is a messenger RNA of Pocillopora verrucosa, 2199 nucleotides long. Lineage: Eukaryota; Metazoa; Cnidaria; Anthozoa; Scleractinia; Pocilloporidae. The record is from RefSeq and is a predicted model, not a curated record.